Acyrthosiphon pisum (pea aphid) is the source of this 1305-nucleotide messenger RNA. RefSeq lists its product as uncharacterized. The transcript has 3 exons. The record is from RefSeq and is a predicted model, not a curated record. Bases 1 to 1305 code for a protein of 434 amino acids. Lineage: Eukaryota; Metazoa; Arthropoda; Insecta; Hemiptera; Aphididae. Gene Ontology annotation, molecular function: protein dimerization activity.
AUGCACAGUAAAAAACGAGUAGGGCUAUAUUCUCAACAUCAAAAAGAAAGAUAUUAUCCUGGAAAGCCAUUACGUAGGUUAAAAAGAGUAGAAACUACCAGGUGGUCAUCCCAUGCUGCUGCUCUUCAUACAGUUUUUGAGACUUACGAUUCAUUAAUUGACACAUUGGACGAAUUACAAAAUGAUGUUGAUCGUAUUACUAGUGUUAAGGCUGGAAGUUUAUUGAAUUAUUUAUUGUCAGAAUCAUUUGUAUUAACUGGUUUAAAAUUCAAACAAAUAUUUGAGCUAACUAAUCCUUUAAGUGUAUUUUUACAAGGCGUACAAAUUGAUUUAUUGGCUGCUACUGAGUAUAUACAAUGUGUAUUUGAAAAAAUUCAAGCUUUCAGAGAUGACAAUCAGUUUCAAAGUUUAAUCGAAGAUAAAAAUCAGUUUGUAUCAUCUAAAAGUGACGAAUUAUCUUUCACGCCACUAGUAGCAAAUAGAAAAAGAGCUAAAAAGAAAAUGCCAGGUGAAAUUAUGUCUGAUGAACCUAUCAGCUGUCCAAUAACAAGUUAUAAAGUUAACACAUACUUUAAUAUCAUUGAUAUUGUGUGUACUCAAAUUAGAGAAAGAUUUAAUGAUCAGUCAACACCACUAUAUAAAGAUUUAUCACUUUUUCAAGUAAAGAGAAUAAUAGAAGUUAAAGAAAACUCCAAUUUACCAACUGAUGCAUUUGAAGGUUUUGAAAAAAUUUAUGGACAAUUUUUAAAGGCUGAGGAUUUGAGACGUGAAUACAAACAGUUUGUAAAUUCAUAUUUAAUGUUUGAAAAACUUAUAAAAUUACCAGUGAAGAUACAUAAGCCAACACCAUGUGAUGAUAAUAGCAAUGAUGACACCGAAGAAGAAAACACAGAAAAUCAAAUUAUGUCUACAACCUGUGGAACAAUAAACACAGUAUACAAGGUAUGUCAACAAAAUGGACUGAAAGAAGUGUUUCCAGCAAUUUAUACAGCUCUAAGCGUUGGACUAACGUUACCUGUUUCAAGCUCAUCUCCAGAACGAGCCUUCUCAAAAUUAAAACUUAUUAAAAGUAAAUUAAGAAGUACAAUGUCAGAAGAACGAUUAGAUUCUCUGAUGUUAAUAUCAUGUGAGAAUGAUAUUGACAUUGACUCUGACUCAGUUAUCAAUAUUCUUAUAUCAUAUAGUACAGUUUACUGGUCAUCAAACCCAUUCCCAUUCAUGGAACUUACUUCUCAUGAAGAAAAGACAAACUUCUUUGAAACUAGACUAAGCGAACUACACCAAUUACUUUCAGUUGCACUCUGA